Messenger RNA from Rhipicephalus microplus (southern cattle tick), 1092 nucleotides. RefSeq lists its product as uncharacterized. The record is from RefSeq and is a predicted model, not a curated record. Lineage: Eukaryota; Metazoa; Arthropoda; Arachnida; Ixodida; Ixodidae.
UUUAGCAUUUUUCUCGAACACCACAAAGCGGCCUUUGAGGUGGCGGGAACGGAGGGAAAAAUCAAGCUCACCAACUUCGGAGCCAGGUAGCUUCACACAGAUGAGAUCAUUCGCCAUGAAUGCCUACGUCAUUUUGACUCUCCUCAUCAUGGGACAUUUGUGCCAAGUUCAAGCGGCCACGCUGAGUGGGCCACCAAUGACCACGGAUGAUGCGAAGGAACUGCUAACCGAAGAACUUUCUCGUUACAUCAUGGACCACCGUGGCGACCUCAUCGAGGCUCUGAAGGGAAUCAAAGGCGCAGCCGAUGAGACCAAUGAGCAUAUCCAUCGAGUCGUUGUGUCCGUAUCGAAGAAAAUCGUAGAAAGAGUCGCAGAUGCAACUAUUGGAUUCGUUGUCAACAAGUUACUUGGACAUUUACUAGAUAGACCUACCGAGCCAUCUUUCUGAAUGCAGUAAAUUGUUCGUCAUUUAUAAUUAGCAAGCCACCUGUUUAUUUACCACCCAAGUGUACUGUCGUGUGCUUGCGUGAAACCUUUUUUGCGACCGUAUAUCGCUCGUUACUUCUAGUAAAAUUCGCUACCCGCACUCUGUAUUUGUUUGUUUGUUUUCAUUGAACUGUCAUAAAUCGUACUUCUUCUAAAUCCACCAAAGCGUGCUCCUGUGUUGAAAUAAAAUGCAAGUCGAGAGGUAGCACUUAUUCCGCUGUCACACGAGCACUUUUGAUCGCGAUCAGGCUGGAUCCUCAUUAAACUUUUUGAUCACGGUCAAUAAGUUACUUGCGCCCAAACGGCACCGCCUAAUUCGGACCGAAAUUAAUGGACAGGUCAGUGAAAUCACGAUGACUAAUCCAAAUAGACAGGAGUAGAGCACGACCGACUUGAUCCGUGCCGGACCUGUUCACAAUCAAGUGUGACUGUGAAGCAGCACCUCAUCCGUAUCGAGUUUUAUUCGGACCGUUCCUGAUCGCAAUCAAAUGCUUCCGUGUGACACCGGUAUUAAAGCAGUGAGAUACGCCUUGUAACUGCCGAAAGCCGACGUAGCCGGCAGAUGUCUGCCGUAUAACCCAAUAAAAGCUGCAUGCUUCUUCAUAU